Messenger RNA from Zophobas morio, 3860 nucleotides. RefSeq names its product superkiller complex protein 2 (gene tst). Gene Ontology annotation, cellular component: Ski complex. The record is from RefSeq and is a predicted model, not a curated record. Lineage: Eukaryota; Metazoa; Arthropoda; Insecta; Coleoptera; Tenebrionidae. Gene Ontology annotation, biological process: nuclear-transcribed mRNA catabolic process, 3'-5' exonucleolytic nonsense-mediated decay. Gene Ontology annotation, molecular function: RNA helicase activity; RNA binding; ATP binding. The coding region runs from base 163 to 3798 and encodes 1211 amino acids. The transcript is spliced from 12 exons.
UAUGGAAUGUUGGUGCUACUUACAAAUGACAACAAUUAUUUCUGACAUUCUGACAUUUCUGUGAUUGCUUAGAUAAAACAUAACCUCUUAUAACCCACACAUUUUAUUUAAAACUAUCAAAAAUUUAGCAAAUGCAUGCCGUAAUUUAAACAUAACUCAAACAUGGAUAAAUUGGAAGUAGAUCUACCUCCAAUUUUACCUGACGUUACUGAAGUACUUAAAGAUUAUGUUAUUUGUCCAGAAAGACUCCCUAUUCACAGAUAUGAAAGAAAUCAAGAAUUUUGGCCUCGAAAGCCAAAUUUGAAAGAUUUACUACAUUAUGAAGGGUUUCCCUUAUGCACCACAUUAAAGGUACAACGCGAUCCAAAUACUGGCGAAAUAAUUGAAUUUAAAGAAAUACUGAUUCAAACAACUGGAGCCAAUGCUAAGAAUUCAAUGUCUUUAAACCGAGCACCUGCUCCUCCAUCAGAAGCUGUCAGAGGCAAUGCAUCAUACAUACCCUUUCAACCAGGCAGCUUUCCAGAUCUAGUUUCACAGUUGCCAAAACAAGAAAUCCUAGAUACUGAGUUAUUAACAAUACCACCUGGUUUUUCCCGAGGGAUUAUUUUUGAUAAAGAUGGAAGAACAGUAUUAUCAAAAGAUAAAAAACCUGCAGAAAAAGAAUAUGUUGAGAAUUCAUCUGACGUCAUUAACUUGUUAGAAAUUAUACAAGAACAUGGUUUUUCUGGAUCCCCACAAAGUCAGGCCAUAGAACAAACAGAUGGUGAAGAAAUUAUUCAAACCGAAAAACGCGAUACACUUCCAGAAGAGGACGAAGUUUUGCCUAAUGACCCCCCUGUUUUAAACAUUAGCGCAAUACCGCCUCCUACUGAAUUUAAAAGCACUGAAUGGGCUAUUCUUCUUGAUACUUCUAAACCAGUUAGAGAUUUUAAAGAACGAAUACCAGAAAUGGCCUACCAAUUUCCAUUUGAAUUGGAUACUUUCCAGAAAUUGGCCAUUUUACAGUUAGAACAACAUAAUCAUAUUUUUGUAGCUGCUCAUACCUCAGCUGGUAAAACAGUUGUAGCUGAAUAUGCCAUUGCAUUGUCACAAAAACACAUGACAAGAACUAUUUACACUAGCCCUAUUAAAGCUUUAUCUAAUCAAAAAUAUCGCGAUUUUAAAAAAGAGUUUAAAGAUGUUGGUUUAAUUACUGGUGAUUUUCAAAUAAACCAAACCGCUUCUUGCUUAAUUAUGACCACAGAAAUUCUGAGGUCAAUGCUGUAUUGUGGUAGUGAUAUCACUCGUGAUUUAGAGUAUGUGAUAUUUGAUGAAGUUCAUUAUAUUAAUGAUCGAGAGAGAGGGCAUGUUUGGGAACAAGUACUUAUUUUGUUGCCAGCGCAUGUUUGUGUUGUGUUACUGAGCGCAACUGUUCCUAAUACUAUAGAAUUUGCUGAUUGGUUAGGUAGAACCCACCAAAGAAAAGUUUAUGUUAUCACAACUUACAAGAGACCUGUGCCAUUGAUUCAUUUUCUAUACACAGGAACAGGUGGGGGUUCCAGAGAUAAUCGCUACAUGGUUUUGGAUUCUGAAGGCUGGAAACUGAGAGGUUACGCCGAAGCAGUUGCAUCCCUGCCAAAGGCUGAUCCGAAAUCAACAUACCCUCAUACAAAACCCCAGUAUCAUAAUUUUACGCCUAAACAAGAAAAGGUUCUUUGGAACGGCUUAGUAGAUCAUUUGAAAAGAAAUAAUUUAUUGCCGAUCGUUGCGUUCACUUUUUCGAGAGCUAAAUGUGACCAAAAUGCCGAAAAUUUAAUGAGUUUAGACCUAACAACAAACAAGGAAAAAGCACAGAUUCAUAUGUUUUUUGAAAAAUGUGUAAGAAGCCUUAAAGAACCAGAUCGCAAUAUACCUCAGAUAUUAAGAAUGAGAAAUAUUUUACAUAAAGGUAUUGGAGUUCAUCACAGUGGAGUGCUUCCGAUUAUCAAGGAAAUUGUUGAAAUGCUCUUCCAGAAAGGGUUGAUCAAGUUGCUUUUCGCAACUGAAACUUUUGCAAUGGGCGUGAACAUGCCGGCACGUACUGUAGUUUUUGACUCUAUUACAAAACACGAUGGCCAAGAACGACGCAACUUAAAACCUGCCGAAUACAUUCAAAUGGCAGGACGAGCAGGACGUAGAGGCCUUGACAGUGAAGGAACUGUUAUAAUUUUGUGCAAAAAUAAAAUUCCGAAAGUGGAAGAACUUCAGGCCAUGAUGAUGGGAAGUCCUAAUGUAUUACAAAGCCAAUUUCGACUAACUUAUGGAAUGGUACUGAGUUUACUUCGCGUUGAAAGUCUCAGUGUGGAAGGAAUGAUGAGUAGAAGUUUCAGAGAAGCGGACCACCAGAAGAAAAUGGUGGAAAAACAACAAGAACUUGUUACAGUUGACAAACAAAUCAAUGAACUGUGCACCCAAGAACUAAGCGGUUAUCUGCAACCCCUCGUUAAAUUUUAUAAUUGUGCCUCAUCCUAUUUGGACGCAAGAAACAAAUGUUUGGACAAUGUAAUGUCAUCGCCUAAAGUAAUAAAGGUUCUGACCCCCGGACGAAUUCUUUUAUUAACGCAUAAAACGCACGUGAAUAAACUAGCUCUCUUACUAUCUGUACUUAAAGGCAAAAAACCCUCUUACAAAGUCCUAAUCUUGACUGACUCGAGCGCAACGGAACACCAAUCGCAGAAACAAGACCUGUGGUAUAAAAUGAUCGCUUUAGCUAACGACAACGUCUUUAUACCCAUCGGUUCGCCUGGUCAUGAAGUUUUAACUAUCUCAGCUCAAGAUAUUUUUGAAAUCGCUGAUAAAACAAUAAAAAUCGACACAGAACUAGUUAUUAAAGACUGGGAAAAGCGGCAGAUCGAACGGUUUAAGAAUGAUCCAAUUGGACAAACAUGCAAACAAGCGAUUCAAGAGUUGCACAAACUGACCAUGUCACUUAACGAAUUGACAAAAAAUAAAGACAGAUUGUCGUACCUUCAUAUGAUUCAAGAUCUAAAAGUUAAUGAACAACAGAUUCAUGAGGAUCUUCUGUUGAUGUAUAAAUUUAAAGACAUCUUAAUUGAUCAUUUGCCGAGUACACAAAUUCCUAAUUUUGAGGAGCAGUUCUCGUCUGUUUUUAUAAGGACAUUUUUGGAGAGGAAGAGAGAUAGUUUGAAACAUUAUCUUUCCAGUGCUAGUCUGUCUUUGUAUCCAGAUUAUGAAAAUCGAAUUGAAUUGUUGAGGAAACUUAAUUAUGUUGACUUACAAAACAGAGUUCAAUUGAAGGGGCGUGUUGCCUGCGAAAUGGGUAUGAACGAACUAUUAAUUACGGAAUUAGUUCUUCGCAAUGUACUGACUAAACUGCAACCUGCGGAAGUCGCAGCGUUAUUGUCUGCUUUAGUGUUUUCGCCGAAGAAAGACAACAAAGAAGAAGAACUCGUACAUAUUACGGAAGAUUUGACCAAGGCUAUGAAAGAAAUGCAGAAAAUUCAUUAUGAUAUUGCAAACCUAGAAAUGAACUUGGACAUCAAAACAGACGAAUUUCAAAACGAUUUAAAUUUUGAUUUGGUUGAAAUUGUGUAUGAAUGGGCCUCAGCAAAGCCUUUUGCCGACAUUAUGUGCCUAACUGAAAUCCAAGAAGGUAUCAUUGUACGCUGCAUACAACAACUGAACGACACAAUUUGUGAUGUUAGAAAUGCUGCAAGAAUUAUAGGAGACCCAGAACUUCAGAAUAAGAUGGAAGAAGCGUCCACUGCCAUCAAAAGAGAUAUAGUUUUUGCUGCCAGCUUGUAUACGAACGAUUUAUAAAUCCGUUUUUUUUUACUUACGUGACGUACGUGAUUUCCAAUAAAUAAAAAAGUUAUAAAUUU